CCGGGGUUUCACCUGGUUUUGCCCACCGUUGUUGGGACGAAACGCUCAGCGCCAUGGCUGAUUCCGACGCCUCCCCAAGUGCUCCAAUGCAGAGACAGAGCCAGAUUGCGACAGGAUCGUCUGGACAGAUGAGCCGGGGGUCUCAUGAAGGGGGCACCUGCCAUCCAUGCAUCUUCUUUAUCUCAUCUCGUGGCUGUUCCAGCGAGAGCUGCGGCUUCUGCCACCUUCCGCAUGCUCGAGUGGCCGAGUCGGAACGCCCACGGCGCGCGAAGCGGGAUGCGAUCAAAGAGAGGAUCUUCGAGGUGUGCCUCUUGGUCGAGGAUGAGGGUGAGAAGCGCCAACUCCUGCAAAAUGAGGCAUUGAGCCAUCCCUUUGCCUGGAACUACAUCAAAGGUCUCUUAGAUAAACCACCUUUCGAUGUCCGCAGGGUGGACGGGAAUUUGAUUGUGUCUAUUUGAAGAGUUAUAUACGGAAAUGCUUUCAUUUCUGGCCUGGUGACCUUCCGGCCGUGCGUGUUUUGUGGCUGGGAAGGUCCACCUGCGCAGGUGCGUGACGGCCUUUCUUUCUGAAGGCCAGCGAUCUACAAGAUGGAAUGUAGAUCAGAACGCAUGACACGGAGAACCUGUCGAGAAAAACUCGUGGACGG
Durusdinium trenchii is the source of this 646-nucleotide messenger RNA. Lineage: Eukaryota; Dinophyceae; Suessiales; Symbiodiniaceae. The record is from the annotation of a GenBank genome assembly.